Messenger RNA from Dreissena polymorpha, 5616 nucleotides. RefSeq lists its product as uncharacterized. The transcript is spliced from 17 exons. Gene Ontology annotation, molecular function: cell-cell adhesion mediator activity. Bases 1247 to 2881 code for a protein of 544 amino acids. Lineage: Eukaryota; Metazoa; Mollusca; Bivalvia; Myida; Dreissenidae. Gene Ontology annotation, biological process: axon guidance; homophilic cell-cell adhesion; dendrite self-avoidance. Gene Ontology annotation, cellular component: plasma membrane; axon. The record is from RefSeq and is a predicted model, not a curated record.
UAUAAAAUGUAUCAGAAUAUUAUAGUUAAUAAUUAACUUUGCAGAUGAUAGAUGAUACCCCUAGUUUGCAUGUUUGAUGACAUCCUCUGGAAAUGUAUAAGUACCUGAGUCCAGCAUUUUAUGGCUGCUUAUUGAAGAUCACGUUUGGACAGAUAUGAGACUCACUCUGGGAAAAUGGGUCUUAACCCUUUACCACUUAGAUACGUAUUUAACCCUUUACCACUUAGAUACAUAUUUAACCCUUUACCACUUAGAUAUGUAUUUAACCCUUUACCACUUAGAUACGUAUUUAACCCUUUACCACUUAGAUACGUAUUUAACCCUUUACCACUUAGAUAUGUAUUUUGACGCAUUUUUAGUCCCUCAGAAAGUUAUAUUUUGUUAUGGACCUUUCUUACUAGAUUCAAGUUUUAAAGGUUUCAUUUCCAACACUUAGUUACUGAUUAGCAGCAAACAGCAUAAAACCUGAACAGACUGCGAGUUACUCGCAGGCUGUUCUGGUUUUAUGCUGGUGGCAAAAGCCAUUUUCUCUUUGCUUCUUAUAGGGGAAAGGAUUAACACAUGUGGGGAAAGUGGCAUCCCAGAUAAACCUGUGCUGUUGACACUGGAUUUCGGCUAAGAAGAGAAAUAGUGAAAAAUACAAUAAAGGCGUAAAGUGUCCUCCCUGAUAAGCUUACGCAGACUGCACAGGCUUAUCAGGUACAACACUUUCCGCACAUGGAUUAAGCCCCAUUUUCCUAGAAGGCUCCUCGACAUCAAUGUGGACAAAAAGGUGUUGCACUGAUGUUGAAGAAAUAUUGCUGUGACAAUAAGAGAGCACUGCUGCACAUUGGAAUGCACCAACAAAGCACCACUCUGCCGAAGACACCCUAAUCCUGCAUACCGGUAUGCAUUCCAUCUGCCAACAGACCACUUAAUCUUACCUUGUAAGAAUAGCAAAAAAAGGUGUGGACAGCUUGAUAAAAGGUAGAAUGUGGAAUGUUGCAAAAGCUGUAUGGGAGAGGUCUUUUGCAAAGAGCAGCCCUGAAUUAAAAUUCUGCUAACAAUGUUUUACUAGAGCGCAAAAGGGGCAGGAAGGCCAACUGAAGAGCAGCGGAAAAUAUUUGUCGGGAAAAGCAAGGUCACAAUUUAAGGUCAAAGGAUUCUGCAGAUACUUGCUGCUUUGACCAGGUACUGCAUUCUGAUUGGUGGACAGCUCUAGUGCAAAAUCUGCCACCCUACUGUGCACAGGGAUUCUUCCAACAACAUGUUCCAUGACGUGUUAUGGCACGUCGCCUUCCUGUGGGUGACUGGUAUAACUCUGUUGACCCUUCUCGGCGUUCCGAUAGCAACAGCAGACUCUGGUUGCGCCAUUUCUGCAGCAGACGCAGGUUUUCCCGACACGCGAAUCGCUGCCUGCCGUGGAAAGUGGGUGGGGCACGUUAAGUAUGCUAGCACCCUCUGUGCGCCAGGUUGGUCAGUCUGUAGCUGGGACGCAGACCGUCGCACGCUCAGCAAGAUGGCGUGGAAUGUAGCCCUUUCUGUCGACGGCUGCUUCGCUUACAACGCCGCCCAAGAUGGCGGGAGAUGCCAGGAGUGUAUGGCGAAGAUGGAUCAGGAUGAUCUGGCAGGCAUUGGUCGCGGAUGUCCCCAGCAGCGGGCGGGUGAGGGCUCGUGUGUCAGUGGUGGGCGUAUAGACGCAAGCUGCUGUGUGGACGCACAUGAGAGCAUCAACUGGGCAUGUCAGCAGCAGGCGUGGAUCAAUGGAGUCAUGUGCUGUAAACAGUCUGCCAAGCGCCCUCACAUCAUAGUCCCGCCCCCUGCCAACCUUGACGUGAACGUUGGGAGAAUAUUCAUGCUGUCGUGUCAGGCAGAGGGCAUUCCGGUUCCCCGUGUACAGUGGUACAAGGACGGUUCCAAGAUACCGGAACUAGCAAAUUCACGUGUCUCUGUCCUUUUGUCGGGAGACUUGUUGGUGACACUGGCGCGGAGGUCGGACUCAGGUCACUAUAGCUGUGAGGUCAUCAAUGAGGAAGGCAUCGAUAUUGGCCACACCCAGGUCAAUGUGAAAGACCACGACUCUGGCUGCGCGGAUGACACCACCGAUGGUCUGCUUAUGCAUCGAGAUAUCCAUGCAUGUGAAGGAAACUGGACAGGUCACGUAAAGAAAGGUGGCGCACUGUGCAAGCAGGGCUGGCACGUCUGCAACAGUAAGGACCGGGACAGGCUGCAUGACCUUAGCUGGCUUGACAUUCUUGACAUCAAUGGUUGCUAUGCCUACAAUGUCGCCAACAACAGACGAGGCAAAUGCAAACGCUGUGAUGGCAGGGGGCGUUUAGCGGGUGUUGGUCGCGACUGUGGCCGGGUUCGGUAUUCCCGCCUGUCAUGCUUAGCGCAGGGUCGCAUUGAUGUGUUCAAGACCCGUGACUUAAACGAGGCCAAUGGGGGAUGCUCGUACGUCAAGGGAUUCACAACAGGCAUACUGUGUUGCAAGGGAGAAAAUAAACAGACGAAGCAGGAUAGACGGAAGAAUGAGAUAACGUCCCCUGAUAAACCCCACUGCACGAUGGGCUGUGAGAACGGAGGUCAAUGCGUUGGCUACAACGUGUGCAUGUGUCCUGUAGGCUACAAGGGAGCCAUGUGCCAGAAUGCUGUCUGCCAUGAUGGCUGCCCCCGCCAUUCCAAGUGUGUCCGCCCAGGUGAGUGUGAGUGUAUACAGCCCUACGAGGGGCCAAACUGCUCCCACAAACAGCAGCACAAGCACACAUGCAAGUCGCCGUGUUUAAAUGGUGGACGCUGUCGGGGCGGAAAGUGUAAAUGUCCAUCAACGCAUUAUGGGUCAUCCUGUCAACAUUUAUGGAAGCAUGUGUUUUUAUCACAAAUGAAUCGCACCGAAAGAUGAGCAUGCUGCUGCAACACAUUUCAUCAUCAUGGCUGACUUUCUGUAUGUGUCCCGUUAUAAUCUCAAGUCAUAAGAAUUGCAAGAUAUGUAAAAUUGAUACUCAUCUUUCAUGUUCAGCAUCAGAUGGUUAAUGAAAGUUAACCAUCAUCACCAUCAUUUGACACCACCAUUAUUAUCAUUUAUCAUCAUCAUCAUCAUCAUCAUCAAUUUAAACGCUAUGAUUGUCUUCAGAUUUUUUAUGCAUUUGUUGACUUUAGGCUACGAUAUUUUUGUGCUUCAUCUUAAGUCGAGUUUGUUUGUUUGAAUACAGAUUGCAAAAAAGCAAAAGAAAAACAAUUUAAAAAGCAAUACACGGCAGUAAACUUGAGAAAUAUGCAUCACAACAGUGCUUUUAAAUUAACUUACUUAAUUUUAAUAUAUUUCGAAUUUUUUAAAUUGAUAAAUGAAAGAAAUAUGUCAGACAUUGCAUUGUGUCUUCUGAAAAAUAGAUCAAUUAUUGCUGUUAGUUUAAAAAACGAAAAGCUAUGAGAUAUCCAUAAUUUAGAACAUUUAAACCUCUGUCAAUCAUGUGCAUUAAAGAGAUUAAAUAUUGGGUUAUUAAUGUAACUUUAUAUUUUCUUGUUAUCUAUAGAAAACUUUUAUGUUGUACAUACUGUAUAUAAAGAAAUAUUUAUACAUGAUUAGAUGUAAAUUUUGUGACAGUAAGAUGACAUUGUUAUGUUUUAUAUAACUUCAUGUCUGGCAGAUUAAAUUCUGGCAGUUAAAAAUCACUUUGUUGAUGGUAUGCGUUUCUGUACAAUUAUAAUAAUAUUGUACAGGAUUUAUACUAUAAUACAUAUAUGAAACUAAGUGAAAAAAAAGUAUGUUGACAACAGGUUUGUUGUUUCUCAAAGUGAGGAUAAGUUGUAUUCUACCUCAAUGCCAUGUAUUUGACAGUUGACACGUUUAGUUGCUUUAUGAAAUUGUUUCAUUUAGCUUUCUUUAUACAAUUGUGUAUACCAAAAUUUUUGGAGAGGCUCUGUGCUUAUAUUUUUAUGCCCCCAAUAGGGUGGCACAUAGCAUUUGAACUGUCUGUUUAGUCUGUUCAUCCAUCCAUCCGAAAACUUUAACAUUGCCCAUAACUUUUGCUAUAUUGAAGAUAGCAACUUGAUAUUUGGCAUGCAUGUGUAUCUAAUGGAGCUGCACAAUUCGAGUGGUGAAAGGUCAAGGUAAUCCUUCAAGGUCAAAGCUAAAAAACACACAAAGGGAAGUAACAAUCUUUAAAGGGAGAUAAUUUAUAUUUAUCAUUUGGCAGGCACCGAUAAUUUUUACAAGGGAAGUAAUAUUUUUAAAGGGAUUUAAUCAAAAACAAAAAUAAAUAAAUCAAAGCGGUGCAGUAGGGGGCAUUUUGUUUCUGACAAACACAUCUCUUGUUCAUUUUGUAUCAAUAAGUUAUUACUGUUAUACACACUUUGUAUUGUAAGAGGAUAUUUCAUAACGUUAAACUUUAAUUGGAUGCAUUUAUAAAAUAAAUAGUUAUGUCAUAAUUUCUGUUUAAAAAAUAUAAGCUUAUUUUUGGCUGACUAGGCUGUUGUUUUUUGAAAUUCAUAAAAUUGACAGCAACUAAUAAAAUAUUACAUGAUAAAUUACAUAUGAGCUUUUUUGAGGAAAACUGGGCUAAAUAAAAAAAAGGUCAUGUGCUUCAGGUGUCAUUCCAGAUAUGCCUACGUAGUCCACACAGUCUAACUAGGGACAACACUUUCCUCUUUUACUGAAUUUUUGUUAAUAAGAAGUCUCUUCUAGACAAAAAUCUAGUUUAAGUGUCAUUCCUCUGCACAGGCUAAUAUGGGAUGAGUCUUUAAGUACAUGUAUUAAGCCCAGUUUCCCAGAACAAGGCUCAUAAAAUGAUAUAUUAUUGCGUUGAACUUUCUGUUGCAGUGUUACAAUGUGCGAACCAUAAUUAUGUAUUGCUCUUAUUAAUUUUUGCGCCAGUAUGUUAAAUGUUAUAUUGUGUAUUUAAUAGUUAUAAUUGUCUUAAUCUUUAUUAUAUAUCAAUACUGCUGAUGCUGAUAUUAAUUUAACUAGAUUUAUCAUGAUUUAUUAGGGCUUUUUUCUUUGUCCAUGAAAUUUUAAUGUUAUGUCCAUGACCCGUUUAGCUUUGAUAAAAAUGGAAAUAUGAUAAAAACGAUUGAUACAUAUUAACAAGUUUUCUUUCCCUAUUUCCUAAGAAGUAAAACACAGCUUCAGAGUUCAUUGAUCUCUACAGAAUGAUAUUGCUUGUAGGUAAAUUGCUUUGUUUUUCACAAAUCAUUGCCAUGGGCUUAUGCUUGAUUUGUGAAAUAAGGUUAAUCAUUUACCCCUUAUAAACGCACUUUGAUGGGUUUGUAGUCUGUAGUCCCUUAGGAAAUCUAAUUAAAUUGAAAAUAUUCUUUACUAUAAUCAAGUUUUGAAGGCUUCAUCAUAACUUAAGAAACUGAUGAGCAGCAAACAUCAUAAGACCUGAACAGAUUGUGAGUAACUCACAGGCUGUUCUUGUUUUAUGCUGGUUGCAAAAGCCAUUUUCACUUUGCCUCUGAGGGUGGGGGGGGGGGUGGGUCAACUUACUUUGUUAUUGUUUUAUCAGACUAUGGGUUACUAUGUAUUUGGUUUUAUAGCCAUAGAUUUGUUACUGGCAUUGUUCUGUUUAUGUACUAUUAUUGAAUAAUGUAUGAAACAUGAAAUCCUUGUUGUUGAAUUUGUAUUUAAAUGAAAAUAAA